GGGGCGAGGUGGCAACGCCACGCCCCCGGGGGCGGGGAUGGGAGAGGCCCCGCCCGGGGGGCGUGCCCCCGAGGAGGCCCCGCCCCGUGACGCGUGCUGUCCGCAGGAGCUGGGGGAGGCGCAGCGGUGGGGCGGGGUGUGCGAGCUGGUGCCGCUGGGGGGCAACCUGCUGCGCUGGCAGGGGCUGCUGCUGCCCAACAACCCCCCCUACAACGCUGGCGCCUUCCGCUUCGAGCUCUCCUUUUCCCCGCAUCAUCCCAUGGUGCCCCCCUGCGUCACCUUCCGGACCCCAAUCUACCACCCUGGCGUGGACCGGGAGGGCCGCGUGUGCCAGCCCCUCACCAGCGCCAAGCACUGGGCACCCACCACCCGUGCCCUACAGGUGCUCCAGGACCUCCUGCUGCUGGUGGACAGCCUGGACCCCCAGCGGGUGCUGCGGGAGGACCUGGCCCGUGAGUUGGCUGCCGAUCCCCAGCUCUUCCGGCGCCAGGCGGAGGAGCACACCUGCCUCCACAGUGAGCGGCGUCCUGCCGUCGCUCCCCCCUGAGCCUCCCAGUACCCCCACCUCGGCCUCUGCCCCGGGCAGGCUGGCCCUCAGCGCUGAGGGCCUCUCCCCACAACACAAGCCAAGAAAUAAAGUUAUUCCCCUCGCCAUGAAUGGGGCAUGCUGCAA
Molecule: messenger RNA, 673 nt
Organism: Rhea pennata
Lineage: Eukaryota; Metazoa; Chordata; Aves; Rheiformes; Rheidae
Gene: UBE2L6
Product: ubiquitin conjugating enzyme E2 L6
Exons: 3
Coding region: 38-547 (169 amino acids)
Biological process (GO): protein polyubiquitination
Cellular component (GO): nucleus
Molecular function (GO): ubiquitin conjugating enzyme activity
Source: RefSeq, a predicted model, not a curated record